AGAUCCAGUGAUCUUGUGGAGAGUAGCGGGGAAUUAUAUAUAUAUAUAACCGCUGUGGUGUAGGCCGAGGCUGCAAGACUUUGGCCUGGUAAACGUACUUGAAAGUUGCGGAGGUCCUACCUCAUUCAGAGUCAGCAACCCAAGAGAGCGAUCAAUGGCCGUAGCUCCCUUAUUUGGGCAGGGGCGGGCCGUUUUGGAUUGGUCCAAAACAACUUCCACUCACCGUUACACGGCAUUAUGGGUGAACAUGUGACUUAAGAACCACCUAAGGUCCUUCAACAUACCAUAGAGUUCUGAACCAAGUCACAUGACCCGCAGGUCCUGCGACGCUAAACAAAUCUGUGGUUUGCAGCUGACGCCAAAGUAUAUGUGAUUUAGAAGCAGAUCGUUUUUCUCAGGAAAUGCACUUCAACCAGAUAAAUAAAUAUUGAUUUAAUGGCUCUCUUGAAGAUGCACUGGACACCAGAGCAUGCCCAGCCCCUGAAUCAGUGGCCAGAGCAGCACCUUGAUGUCUCCUCAACUACUUCAUCUCCAGCACAUAAAUCUGAUGUGUAUCAAAGUAGUCGACAAAGGCUGAAUUAUGCCUGGGCAAAUGAUGACAUAUCUGCACUGACCGCUUCUAACCUCCUAAAGAGAUAUGCCGAAAAGUACUCUGGGGUGUUAGAUUCACCAUAUGAGAGAGCACCACUAAGUACCUACACAGAUGGAGCAUUUGGACCUGUUAAUGGACAGAAGGGUGACCUUGAGUCUUGGCAAAUGUCACAUGGGUCUGAUAGUUCCUAUACAGUAAACUCUAUACAUGAUAGUUUGGCUGGCUCCAAAUCCGGCAAUGGACAUAUUGGCUUAGGUAGUCCAACAGUUGCACCAGGCAACUUGCCUGAUCCUCUUUAUCCUGGUAGUACAUGUGGAGCAGCCAAUUCUGCGAGUGGUCUUGGUACACCUCAGGAUUAUACCUCAUCUUAUAGUGGCACAUACCUUCCAUCUGGAUAUUGUAGUCAACCCACUGCAGCACUUCCAGCAAGCCACCCAUCAUCUCUCCACAGCUCAGGACUUCAGCCAACACAUGCAUCACCGGCUUUAGUUCAUGGAUACAGUUCAUCUGGCACAAUAUACAACUAUAGCUCAAGCAGCUAUCCAACCCAACCUGGAUAUGGAGGGAUGCAUCCAGCACAUCCCUCUGGUUAUCUGCCUUCAGGUAUUGCUGCCCCCACACCACUUCCACCUCAUACAGCAUCAUCAAGACCUACUGUGGUCCCUGGUUACACCUACCAAAGUUCUAACCUUGCGCCAAUCUCAGUCACCCCUUUGAGCACAGAGUCAAGCAGCUCCUUAAAACGGAAAGCUUUUGAUAUGACAGCAGAGGAAACUGAGGGAAAAUAUAGAAAAUACAGCUAUGAACAACCAAAGACUACCUCAGAUUCAUCAUUUCCGAUGUCUGACAAUGUACCAAAUGAAUGCAGAGGCAAUGGCUUCAAUCGCAAUGGGGAAACCCCUCAGAUGCUCUUUAAACCUAGUAAGAAUCCAGCAGAAGAAGAACAAAUAGGAAAGUACAGCAGCCAGUCGAUGAAGGCAAUGAUUUCACCUACAUACAAUGAAGAGGUCCCUUUAAGAUCUGGUGAGGCAUUUGGUAAGUUUACGCCACCCGUAAUUAAUGGUGAACGGAGGGGGAAUGAACAAGGACAUGUCUUUACACAGAGAAUGCAGAUUUCAGGGAUUAAACCACCAGGAUUUUGUAACCCGUCAGAUGAUCAGUUAAAAAAUGUGGAUCCUCUUAUUUUAGAACUUGUCAAUGAUGAAAUUGUGGACUGUGGGCCACCAGUGCAGUGGACUGAUAUAGCUGGCCAUGUAUCCAUAAAGGCUGCAAUUGAAGAAGAAUUAAUGUGGCCUAUUUUAAGACCUGGUGCAUACACUGGAGCCAACAGACCUCCAAAAAGUAUUUUACUGUUCGGCCCUUCAGGUUCAGGAAAAAGCCUUUUGAGCAGGUGCAUUGCCACCCAGUUGGGGUCAACAUUUCUGAAAAUUAACAGCGCUGUGCUGGUCUCUAAAUGGAAGAACAAGAGUGAAAAAGUCUUGCAGACUGUGUUUUACAUGGCAAGCUGUCAUCAGCCUUCUGUGGUUUUUAUUAGUGAAAUUGAUCUGCUACUCUCUGCCCAUAUCAGUGAGGAAAAUGCUCACCUUCGUAAUCUGAAGUCCCAGUUGCUGUCCUUUUUGGAUAGCAUAGCUACCUCAACUGAUGAUAGCAUUAUCUUUAUUGGAACUUCGCAGAGGCCGAACGAUAUUGAUGAAGCUGCUCACCAUAGGUUUGCCAAGCGGUUUUACAUAGCUCCCCCUGAUAAUCUAGCGAGAAGGCAAAUCCUACACCACACUUUGGCUCAACAAAACUACUGCCUUAGUGAAAGGGAAAUGGCCCUUCUUGUUCAGCACACAGAGGGCUACUCUGGCAAUGAGCUAAUUCAACUUUGCCAGCAGGCCGGAGCCAAUCAUCUUCAUGGUAUUUCAGGUCAACUUCAACCCACAUCUUACAAAGACUUUGAGGGGGCGUUCUGUAAACUGCGAGCUGGCACUUCCCAAAAGCAAUUAGACUUAUUUGUGGAAUGGAAUAAAAUGUACGGCUCGAGACAUUAACUGUGGAAGGAAAUCAGUUUAAUACUUUGGCAUAACACUGGCAUUGUUUUUUUUUUUUUUUUUCUUAGGGUGCGUGUGUUAAGUCCUUAACAUGAGUGAAGACCUCGAAGAAGUAUUUCUUUGCUGUAAACUUAAUUGUGACAAUUUGAUAGCAUCCUUUUUUACAUGGGCGUGUGUAUAUUCUACACAUUGACAUAUUUGUAUAGAAAUGUUCAUAACAUUGAAUGUUUUUGAGGAAAACAAAAUUCACAUUUUUUGUUAUUGUUUUCACGUACGGAAACCUGUAAGAAAAAAAAAAGUAGCUCUUCACUGUACUCAGGAUAUCUUCUAUUUAUUGCCAAAUGAUGGCAGUGCCACUGUAGUUUGGUGAUUCAGAUGUUCUGCAAGUAUAACAUGAUCUCAAGGACUUGUUUCCACUGGUUCAUCAAAGCCAGUCUGUUCACAUGUUAAUGUUUUUAUCAGCAGAAAAUAAGAACCCCUUCAUGGCACUUUGGGGAGCCAAGUUCACACUUGUAGAUUAGGUGACCAGGAACAACAAUCAGUUGCGUUGUACAAGGCUCAAGAACCAACAACUAAGAAGGGAUGGAAAGAAAAGUACAGAACACUGCUAGCUAAGUAUAGGAACCAUUUUUGUAUUUUUUUUUUACUUGUUUUUAUGUUCUUCAUGUUUAUUUUGAAAUACUCAGGAAAAGUUUACUUCCAAAAAGAAUGUUUAUAGGACUCAUUUUCAAGAUCAUUUGAAUUAGAGACCAUAAAAGUACUUGAAGUUAUUACCAGGAUUGAAUGUAUUGCCAGUUCUUUCACUCCAGUUAUCAGGAACAAAAUGUCCUACAAAUGUUAUGACCCGGUUCUAAUGUUUUUUUCCUUAAUUAUUAUUAUUUCAUUGUUACUGUAGUGUUUAUGGAGUAAUGUGAUUUCAAAAUGUGUCAGUAGCACGGUAGAUUGGAACACAUUGUCAGUACCACUUUUUGGAUAAUGUUUGCUGUGUUUUGAAAGGUUUAUGUCUAAGUUUCACAUACAUCUUUCUGUUUUGAGAAUGUUUACAAUUUUGAUAUAGCUUAAUUUGGUAACUAAAAGAGAAAUGCAUAGUAUACCCCAACAUAAUUCUAUCCAUAUGAAAGAAAUAAGACCUUUUGAAAAAGUUGGUUAGGUUUUUGGGAGCCUAUUGAAUGUUUACCAAUAAAAAGGCUUUAAAAAGGAGCUGCCCAACGUACAGACCAUGUAUUAAUUGGCAUUCAUGAAAAGAAAAAUGGAGUUAAUAAAAAAAAAAAAAAAAAAAGUUUGCCCAAAUAUUAUUUCCUUUUGUUCACAGCUCAAGUGAAAUAUAAAAAGAGCAAGUGUUUACACAGGCCAUGUAUACUUUCCUACAGGUCAAUUGCGACCAUGGUAUGAAGUAUUUAAGAUUCAGAUAAAUCACAGUAUAUCAAGUGUGUCAUCUACAACACUAUUGAUACAUGACCACGAUUACAUGAAGGUGAUAGGUGAUAUGGGCCCCAGAUUCAUUACAAGUAAAUAAUUUUAUUGGUCUAUGUAUAUGGGGCACCCACAAUAGCCACACUGCCCUCCCGGUGAUAAACAUGAACAUAAACAUAUCUUGUCUAGAUUAUGCACAAAAUACAGGUUAGAUACUUUAAUUUAUUUAUAACAUGUUAUAAUUCAUUAGUUUACUUGAUGAAAAUAUUUAAAAGCAUCAUUUUGUAAAAUGACCAAAGAACUCGUAGUUUUUAAGUAAAGAUGAAUGUAAAAUACCAAAGUGUUUAGGGAUAGAGAUUAUUGUUCUUUACACUGAAUGCCAAAUCGCAGUACUGUCCACCCACAUCUCCCAUAGGCAGUGUUCAUACAGAUUGUUUACUGAUCACUGGUGGUCUUGUUUGUCUCUUUAUGUAUGCCUCUUUUUCAUAUGAAAAUAUGUUCUCGUUAAACCAAAGUUUGUUAGUGAAUAAUAUUUUGAAAUAUUGUAAUAGAAAGUUCUAUUAGUUUUAUAGUACAUAUUUAAUCGGUUGCCUCCCGCCUUCUCUGUAACUCAGUCCGGAGUCAAAAAUUAUUAAAAUUAUACUUUGUUUUCAUUUUGAUUUAAACCAAAGAUGCUGAGAAUUUCAUUUUGUACAGUUCAACUAUGAUGGGUUGCGAUGUAAUAUACUGUAUGUAUAAUAUUCAGACUAAUGUGGUUAAAAUGUUGCAAUGUAUGCUGUUCAUUAACGGAAUGUUCUGGCAUAUUAAAGGACUGAGCACAGCUCUUGAGGAUCAAAUGUUUUAUGUUAGUAAGCCUAUGGCUGGCCCCAUUGUAAUGUGUAGUAUGUAUCUAGUAUACCAGUUGUUUGUUAGCUGGUCCUUUUAAAAGUAGUCUUGUGAUAUUUACAUAUAUCAUCAUGACUGGAUCUCAAUAAUAUUGUGUAACGUCAUUCUUAAAAAUGUCAAUGCUGUUUUUUUUGUAUGAAAAGCCUUGUCCAUGCCGGUAUUCAAGAUAAUGUACAUAUUAGGAUGGAAACCAUACAGAUCACAAAUCUUUAUUUGUCCUACUAAAUCCUACUGUAUUAUUUGCCAAGUGAAGUCGUUUUUAACUUAUGGUGGCCAUAUGGAUAUCAUUUCUCUGGCAUGUCCUGUCUCCUGUUUGCGUCUUCUCAAGGUCAGCUUCAUGAUUUCUAUCUCACCAUCCAUCUUGUUGCUAGUUGUCCUCUCUCUUCUUUCUUCCUUCAAUCAUUAUUUUCUUUUCCAUUAAGCUAGCUCUAUAAAGAAUCUGCAUCUGGUCAUAUUCAAACAUACAUAUGUAAUAACCAAUUGUCUACAUGUCCCUAUAUGUACAACUAUGACUUUUCAAGGGGGAGAUGUAUCCAAAAUGAUGGCCUUAGAUAAACUUACUGCUUGUUUAAAGGGGUACUCCGCUGCCCUG
This is a messenger RNA of Hyla sarda, 5515 nucleotides long. RefSeq names its product fidgetin-like. Gene Ontology annotation, molecular function: microtubule severing ATPase activity; ATP hydrolysis activity; ATP binding. The transcript has 3 exons. Lineage: Eukaryota; Metazoa; Chordata; Amphibia; Anura; Hylidae. The record is from RefSeq and is a predicted model, not a curated record. Bases 436 to 2625 code for a protein of 729 amino acids.